Messenger RNA from Lathyrus oleraceus (garden pea), 669 nucleotides. RefSeq lists its product as uncharacterized. Gene Ontology annotation, molecular function: nucleic acid binding. Bases 1 to 669 code for a protein of 222 amino acids. The transcript has a single exon. The record is from RefSeq and is a predicted model, not a curated record. Lineage: Eukaryota; Viridiplantae; Streptophyta; Magnoliopsida; Fabales; Fabaceae.
AUGCAAGAAUUUGCUAAGGAAAUGGAUUUCAUAUUGUUAACGUCUACGCCAUAUUACGCCCAGGCUAAUGGUCAGGUCGAAGCAGCAAAUAAGGUGGUAAUUGUUUUGAUCAAGAAACAUGUAGGGAAGAAACCUAGAAAUUGGCACAAAACUUUAGAUCAGGUUUUGUGGGCAUGCCGAACCUCUCCCAAGGAAGCCACUAGUUUGACCCCAUUUCGACUGACCUUUGGUCAUGAUGCAGUUUUACUAGUAGAAAUUUACCUACAAUCAACAAGGAUUCAGAGGCAUCAUGAAAUUCCAUCAGAAUCUUAUUGGAACAUGAUGUUAGAUGAGUUAGUCGAUCUAGAUGAAGAAAGACUAAAUGCCUUGGAAUUAUUGAAAAGGCAGAAGAAGAGAGUAGAUAACUCUUAUAAUAAGAAGGUUAAAGUUAAGACAUUUUCGCCUGAAGAUUUGGUUUGGAAAGUUAUCCUUCCAAUGGAUCGAAAGGAUAUGGCCUUAGGGAAAUGGUCUCCCAAAUGGGAAGGCCCUUUUCAAAUUUUGCAAGUUUUCUCUAACGGUGCUUAUGAGAUCGAAGAACUUAGUAAAGACAAAAGAAUCUUAAGAGUGAAUGGAAAAUAUUUGAAAAAAUAUAAGCCAACGCUCCAAGAGAUAAAAAUAAUAAAUGAGUAA